AUGAAAGCCGCUCGCUACCACGGGCAGCGUGAUCUUCGCCUUGAAAAUGAUGUCCCGGUGCCAGAGAUUGAGAAGGGACAGGUCCUGGUGGAGAUUGAGUGGUGUGGUAUAUGUGGCUCAGAUCUCCAUGAAUACCUCGUUGGUCCACGUACCAUUCCCGUCACGCAGAAGCCGCAUCCCCUGACGGCAGCGAGCUUGCCCGUCACCAUGGGCCACGAAUUCUGUGGUCGAGUCAGUCAAAUUGGGGCCGGUGCCGCGAGUCGACUCAAGGUCGGCCAACCUGUCAUGGUUGAUCCUCGUCUAUACUGCGGGUCGUGCGACUGCUGCAAAUCAUCUCGGACAAACGUGUGCUCCCGUUGGGGUUUCCUGGGGCUUCACGGUGGAGGAGGUGGUGGCUUUUCUGAAUUCGUCGCGGUCAAUGAAGACAUGUGCUAUGUCUUGCCUGAUUCGGUGGCACUGUCUCAAGCGGCACUGAUCGAGCCGUUGACCGUGGCUCGACACGCAAUGAAGUCGUCGGGAUUCAAGGCUUUUGAGAACCUGAACGUCCUUGUACUCGGUGGUGGACCCAUCGGUUUAGCGGUCAUCUUGAACCUGAGAGCAUGUAACACUGCUCAAAUUUUUGUUUCGGAGCCCACGGAGAAAAGGGCAAACCAGACCAGAGAAUUUGCGGACAAAGUGUUCAAUCCGAGGCUGGUAGAUGUGGCAGAAGAGUGUCUCGCUUCGACAGCCGGGAAGGGGGUCGAUCUGGUUGUCGACUGCGCCGGCCUCAUGCCUGCUUUGAAAGAUGGCAUGAAGGCACUGACCCGUGGGGGGACGUAUUUGAAUGUGGCGGGCUGGGAAACCGAUUUGAUCAUGCCGUUGGGGGAUUUCGCCCUCAAAGAAUGCGUCUUUCGCACAUCCAUGUCAUACACGGACGAAGACUUUCGUGAGACCGUGGACGCGUUCGUUUCCGGGAAGUACCAGGGAUUUGAAAAACUGAUCUCCGGCCGCAUUCUUUUGGACGACCUGGUAACAAAGGGAUUUGAGGAGUUGAUCAGGCAUAAAGACGACCAUGUCAAGAUCUUGGUGACUCCCAAGCACGAAUUACUGAAGGACGCAUGA
Fonsecaea pedrosoi CBS 271.37 is the source of this 1101-nucleotide messenger RNA. RefSeq lists its product as uncharacterized. Gene Ontology annotation, cellular component: cytoplasm. The record is from RefSeq and is a predicted model, not a curated record. Gene Ontology annotation, biological process: butanediol biosynthetic process. Gene Ontology annotation, molecular function: (R,R)-butanediol dehydrogenase activity; zinc ion binding. Bases 1 to 1101 code for a protein of 366 amino acids. The transcript is spliced from 4 exons. Lineage: Eukaryota; Fungi; Ascomycota; Eurotiomycetes; Chaetothyriales; Herpotrichiellaceae.